AUGGCUACAUCUUCUACAGCUUCUCUCGAGGAUCUUCCCGACCCUGGCCAGGAAACACUUGUCAUCUACACUAAAUGCCGCGAAGAGCUGGACCAUUCUUACGUUGAGGAGUUCAAGCAGAUUCCAAAGCCCGAGGAGCACUAUCCAUGGUUCACAAAGUACAUUGCGACAUAUGUGUGCGAAAACUUCAUCAUGUGGCCGGAAGCAGGCAAAAUGAGGAGACCAAACGACAAGACGAAAUGCCGUGCAAAAAUUGUGGACGAUGUGAAGGCUUUGGAUAUUGUCAAAAUCCACAAAAAGCUUCAACAUGAAGUUGCCAAAUGGAUGACACACAUCAAAUCCUCCGAGAUAGAAACAGAAAAAUUCAAUGAAGCGAUGUUUGAUAGAUACUACAAAAGAAGAUUCGAAGACCUCAUGGGUUGGAUCAACCCAACAUUGGAGUUCAUUCAAGACUACCAGACCGAUUUUCUCUAUCUCUCGGAUCAAGACGAAGAAUUAAUCCAUGGCCACAUCGAGAAAAUCAAGGACCAAUACAAUCUCGGACGCCUUGGUUUGAAGCAAAAGGGAAGCCCACCAAAGGAUCCAGAGUCAAAGGUGGAGAACGCAGUUGUUCGGGAGCUGGAGACGGAACUCAAUCGCUUGAAGCGCCGUAUCUUGGUUGCUGACAAGUAUGUCCAAAGUCUUUCCUCGAACCCAAAGGAGAGCGUUUGCGCUCAGCGAAAAAACGAGAGACCAUUGGAUAAACAGAUUAUGGAUAUUCUCCGGGAGAUCGUCGCCGCCAUGGACGUCUGGAAGAAAGAGUUCCGGGACACGGAAAGCAAGAAGUACGUGGAGUCUGCGGAGUUCUUCUUGCGUCACGUAAUCACUCAGUUCAAUGUACUCCGCGAGAAAGAGAAGCAACUCGGUUUUCAGAGAAAUGAGUCGUUCCGAAAGCCAGAAAAGAUGGAGAAAGAUCAUUUCUUCGACACCGAAACCAGUUGCGUUGAGCUGAGCAAAAUCAACAUCACACUGGGAAACAUUUAUUCUCGUGACGCCUGGAUCACUCGCGAGUUGAAAAAGAAAGCACUCGCAGAGAAGGCAGCCGCAGCUAAAGUUCAAGUUCAAGUUCAAGCCAAGAAAAAUCCAAACAAAAAAGAAAAGCAGUAG
This is a messenger RNA of Caenorhabditis briggsae, 1146 nucleotides long. The record is from RefSeq and is a predicted model, not a curated record. Lineage: Eukaryota; Metazoa; Nematoda; Chromadorea; Rhabditida; Rhabditidae. Bases 1 to 1146 code for a protein of 381 amino acids. The transcript is spliced from 5 exons.